ACUCCUCAUGGCGGCGGCUGCUGUUGGGCUGCAGUGGGGCGGUGACUGAACUGGUGCCUGGCGGGCGUGCGCCGAGCCCGGCCUGGCCUCCGCGUGCCCUCCAGGCUCUGCACCCCUGAUGCUGCUCGGGUGCUGACCCCGCCCGGCCGGGACAAUGGUGAAGUAUUUCCUGGGCCACAGCGUGCUCCGGAGUUCCAGGGACCAAGUAUUCGCUGCCUUCUGGCAGCGGUACCCGAAUCCCUACAGCAAACAUGUCUUGACGGAAGACACAGUGCACCGGGAGGUGACCCCUGACCAGAAGCUCCUGUCCCGGAGACUCCUGACCAAGACCAACAGGAUGCCCCGCUGGGCCGAGCGACUGUUUCCUGCCAAUGUCGCUCACUCAGUGUACAUCCUGGAGGCUUCUAUUGUGGACCCCCAGAACCAGACCAUGAACACCUUCACCUGGAACAUCAACCACGCCCGGCUGAUGGUGGUGGAGGAACGAUGUGUUUGCUCUGUGAACUCUGAUAACAGCGGCUGGACCGAAAUCCACGGGGAAGCUUGGGUCUCCUCUAGCUUAUUUGGCGAUUCCAGAGCUGUCCAGGAAUUUGGUCUCGCCCGGUUCAAAAGCAAUGUGACCAAGUCAAUGAAGGGUUUUGAGUACAUCUUGGCCAAGCUGCAAGGUGAGGCCCCUUCCAAAACCCUUGUUGAGACAGCCAAGGAGGCCAAGGAGAAGGCAAAGGAGACGGCACUGGCAGCUACAGAGAAGGCCAAGGACCUUGCCAGCAAGGCAGCCACCCAGAAGCAGCAGCAGCAGCAGCAGCAGUUCGUGUAGCCAGCGCAGACCCUGUGUGGCAGCACACCACACCACCUGCUGCACUCCCUCUGCCCUCCCCUCUGUAUUUUAUUAUUAAAAGUCAACUUCCAGCCUGA
Myotis myotis is the source of this 915-nucleotide messenger RNA. Its product is annotated as PRELI domain-containing protein 1, mitochondrial-like. The coding region runs from base 155 to 817 and encodes 220 amino acids. The transcript has a single exon. The record is from RefSeq and is a predicted model, not a curated record. Gene Ontology annotation, molecular function: phosphatidic acid transfer activity. Gene Ontology annotation, biological process: phospholipid transport. Gene Ontology annotation, cellular component: mitochondrial intermembrane space. Lineage: Eukaryota; Metazoa; Chordata; Mammalia; Chiroptera; Vespertilionidae.